Messenger RNA from Pseudophryne corroboree (corroboree frog), 1423 nucleotides. Its product is annotated as G-protein coupled receptor 39-like. Gene Ontology annotation, cellular component: membrane. NCBI's taxonomy places the organism in Eukaryota, Metazoa, Chordata, Amphibia, Anura, Myobatrachidae. Gene Ontology annotation, molecular function: G protein-coupled receptor activity. Bases 317 to 1423 code for a protein of 368 amino acids. The transcript has 2 exons. Gene Ontology annotation, biological process: G protein-coupled receptor signaling pathway. The record is from RefSeq and is a predicted model, not a curated record.
CAAGAGCAAAGUGACAGAUAGGAUACUGAUGCCAUCUACAAAGAAGCUUACAGCCAGCAGAAGUUUGAAGACAGGCCCAUUCACACUCUCUUAUUUCUAUUGGGAAAAAAAAACAAAGUGAGUUGGUGACCAGCUGGACAGAGAUUAUCUGAUGGUUUAUGGAGUUUAGAGUACACACUGACUAUUGGCUUUAACAUGUAAAGAAAAUACUCACACUUGUACUUGGAGUAUCAUAUAUUGAAGUUGCCAACUGAAGCUAUAUGUUCUUUCUCUGUUAUUUAUCGUGUGUACUACCGGUCUACACUUUGGCAUCCAAAUGCCCCCAGUGACUGAAGCCCCCGAGACACCAGUUAAGCUGAGUGUUUGUGCCAAGUCUUUAGUGUCACUGGCUUAUAUACUGCUGCUUUUGGCUGGAAUAGUUGGAAAUGCUCUGGUUAUAAGAGUACUGAGGGGCAUUCGUGAUGGCCGCAGUGUCCAGGCCUCACUCAGUCACCACAUGUGUAGCCUGGCAUCCUGUGAUAUUUUGCAGCUGGCAGUGGGCAUUCCUACUGAGUUGUAUGGCAGCAUCUGGAGUCCUUUCCCCUGGCCCCUGGGAGCAGUUGGGUGUUGUGGCUUCUAUUACCUGUGGGAAGUGCUUUGCUAUGCUGCUAUCUUUAAUGUACUUUCCUUGAGCUGUGAGAGACACCGUGCAACAUGUCAACCAUUGAGCCUCCACCUGCGCCAGUCAUCCAGUGUGCGUCUGCGACUCUGCUUGCUGUGGCUGUUUUCCUUCCUGGGUGGGCUGCCCAUGCUUUUUUCCAUAGGUUUGGAAAAUAUCAGUACUAGUGCUGUUGAGGAGAAGCACCUACAGGUAUGGGUGUGCACACCACUUAGCCCAUGGACAGGGCUCUUUACUGCCAGUGUCUGGGCAUCCUUCCUGACAUACCUGGCUGUGUUGCUGGUGGUCGGCAUAACCUACUGGAAGAUGAGGAGCGCUCUUCGGGGCAAUAGAAGUCACAGUUUGGAAAUCACAAGACCUGAUGGGUCUAGACAACAACUGGGACGGUUCAGUAGUGGACAUACAGCAGUGCGCAGGCAAAAUGCCAAACUGCUGGGUUGCAUCGUCGUUGUGCUAGCUGUUUGUUGGCUGCCAUUCCAGGCACGAAGACUUAUGACUGUACUAAGGCAUAAAGAUCAAUGGACAGAGACCUAUUACCGUUCAUAUAUCAUCUUGCAACCUAUCACCAAUUUCUUCUUUUAUCUCAGUGCUGGUCUCACGCCUCUGCUCUACAACUUGACAUCCCGCAAUUUUCGCAGAGCCUUCCUGCACAGCAUCAUGCCCUGCACACGAGGGACUGAACCAGACUGUGGAUCCUGGGAAGCACAACCUAGAGAUCAGGGGGUCAGACUGUCUGAAUUAGGACAGGAAAUAAGUUCUAUCUGA